AUGUCUACUACUGACGAGCCUAUCGAAAAUCUCGAUGCCGAUUCCUCUCCUCGCCAACCUGGACCGGUGGCAGGUCAAGCAGAAAACGGCUUGUUGGGACUCGAUGGGGCCCUGCCUUCGAUUCGCUCCGUCUCUUUAAUCCUUCAAGCCCUCAUUCCUCUGCUUAUAUCGUUGGUUCUGCUCCUGGCUGGCCGUCGACUGUACAGGUUCACCACCACCGUUUCAGUAGGCUUCUCAUGUGCUCUGUUCACUUGGGCGCUUUUUGUUAACCUGGAAGAGGGUCAAUCAAUUGGUGGCUGGACAGGAGAAGUGGCAGCGCUGACUGUCUGGUCAGUCAUGGUAGGAGGAGGACUGAUUGGUGCUAUCAUCGGGUAUCAGUCCACCUGGUGGGGUGCCCACGUGACGGGACGACUGUGUCUGGGUGCCAAUUCCGGGGUCGGCUUCGCCUUUUCAGUGCUCCUCUUCAAAGCCGGCCUGCUUAUCCACAGCCCAGCCGGUCAAUGGUCUUUAGUUUCCGUCUGCGCUAUCAUCGGUGUCCUCCUUGUGCUUUGCGACCACGUCAUCGGACCGCUCUUUGCCAUCUCGCUUUGUGGAAGCUUCCUGUUUCUGCUCGGAGUUGAUCUGUUCAACACACUCGGAGACGGCGGUGUGGCUUCUGGUUUACGCUUGCUGCUGGAUCAUAACCCUGAUCACCAAAUGAUCAUAACUCCGUACAAUCCAUCAAAGUCGACGGCAAUACUAAUCAUUGUUUCUUGGGUGAUUGCUGUGUUAUCCUUUGGAUUUCAAUACGCGUUUUAUCACACUCCCUUCGGACCUUUACCGCCGAUUGAAGAACGCGAUGAGGAGGAACGUCUAGGCUCUGAGGGCAAGUCAAAAGGUUCAUUUUCCCAGGGAAGCUCGGAGGAUGCGAAAAAGGAAAUCUCCGGAUCUGAAGUCAACCCUCAACCAACCGAACACUAUCAGACAAUCAAUAUCAGGAACCCUCGUACCUCAACUGGGGCUUCCAUCGGCACCAAGGCAUCUGCAACCUUGGUUGAGUGCAAUCGCGUCGCGGGGGCGCAUGAGUCUUCCAACCUUCCUUACGCCUCGCCGCGAGCAGGUCCGGUGGUAGUUGGAGAGUACGGCUCGCCACCCGCACUUGCCUUAUCUCCUACCGUUUAUUCGCGUUACAGACGUACGCUAGAUGCAGAACACAAGCCUCCCGGUCGUUCGCCCAUCCAGUACAAUAUUCACUCGAACUUGAACCCCUUCAACAAUCCGAGACGAGUGGAGACGGUGGAUGAAGUGACUGAAACUUCGACAAGCGUUCGUGGCGGAGAUCUGACGGCACGCUCCUCGAUGCUUACCGUAGGCGGGGCGCCAGAGAAAAAGGCCAGGAGCAACAGCGUGAGCGAGGAGUAUUUGCAGGCGAUGAUGCGCCUCGCAGCUGGAGAAGUUCCAGAGAACAAAGCCAAGGACAUCGAACAGAAGCAACUAACUCCGGGAACAAGAUCCAUGCCAGUUAGUGCCCAAGAGGACCGUUCGCCAAAGAUCGCACCAGUUCAGGAUACUCCAUCCCCGAAGCUUUCUCCCAUCACCGAGUCUGAAACUCAAGUCGCAGUCGGUCAUUCUUCUGCGAAAGUUGGCCAAUCUGAAAAUUCUCCUGUGCUAGUCCCCGCUCCAGAACAGGCCACCUCCAGCUUGGUUCCGAUUUCUGCACCCAUGUCUUCCUCCUUCGCUACCCACGAAUCCCAAUUAUCACCAGUGCAUGGUCAAACUGAGAUCCCGCCCGCUGAGGGCGUCAAAUCACCCAUUUCCGCGGAUGCCCGAGACCAGCCAAAUAUCGGACCGAACAAGACUUCUCAGCCCCUAUCUAAAUGGCCAUCAUGUUCCAGCUUUGGUCAGGUACUUUCGACAGGUAGUCGUGGGAGUGGAAAUCCUGAGACUGAGGAUCGACACAGUGCUGCGCCUCGGACCGCUGCUAGAGCCCGAUGCCCUGGAAUCUCUUUGGCUGAACCUGAUUCUAAUAGUAGAAGGAGCCGAGAACUCGGUUUGGAGUCCCGCGUUGGUUCCGUUCACUCGGGCUCUCAUCAAGCAAGAAAUGGUCAAUCAACUUCGGGCGAAGAACUUGCGGGCACGGAAAGCGGCUCCAGUGAGCUAGCUUCCAGUGCCAUGAAGAGAUUGCUAGCGGGCACUUCGGAAAGUGGCUCCAGUGAGCUAGCUGCCAGUGCCAUGAAAAGGUUUAGCCAUCGACCACUCCCCCUGCCCCCCCGAGGAGUGGAAAGAGGCGACGCUCCAGGUACCCUGGCAGUGUCCAGCCCUUCCCCUAGUAGCAAUCAUCUCAGAGAUACUGGCAGUCUCAACAGCGCGACUUCCCAGGCUUCAUCGGCGUUGGACAGCUUUGCACGAGCCGAUCGAGACAGUAGUGUGCCUACCACUCCCUCCUGGUCUGGCAAUAUCCUGAAAGAUGACCGUAAGGAAGAGGUGGCUUAUUCGAGCGGCGCGUCUUCCAGGAAGAAGCUUUCGAUCAUCGUGACGAAGAGUCCAGUGCAGGUCGAAAGAGGAUCGCUGAAUAGCCCGAGCAGCCAAGAAGCCGAGAGAGACCACUACUCCGACGUCUCAAACCCUGGCGCGAACUCUGCCGUACCCCAUACACCCACCAUGGGUAACAUGCUCCUUCGUGUGGCCGAGAAUACCGAGAAGCUUCGCCGCCAAGUCGAGAACUCAAACAAGGAAUCUGCAAACAACCGACAGGCUGUGUCUAGCCAGACCUCGAGGGAGGAUGAUGGGGAUGGCGAGACGGUGAGAAGUGAGGCCUCUAAACGGUCGACGGUUUGCAUGAGUUCGGCAUAUGGCCAUACCAGCGCCGACGAAGGUGGUCGAUCGUCCUCCGAAUCCGAAUAUGGUGAUGAUGACGAGCAGAGCCGCGAGUACUUCAAUCCGAGCCGGUUUCAGCAGUUGGACCAAGCAAUGGGAGAGUGGGGCCAGGUGGUUGGGCAGGAGGCAAGAGCCGGCGGGAGAUUGGAGGACGGAGGAUCGCCGAGUCUCCAGUCGAUCCCUCUGCCAUCCCGAGAGAGCCACACGGGGCCCUCUUCGUAUACGACCGAGUCGUCGAGCCGGACGGCCAUGAUGGGCGGGACGCCCUUUGUGGGACAGCCGUUGGCCGAGGUACCAUGGCCGCAGAGGCGGCCCAACCAGCCCGGCGAGCCCAACACACCAGCGGCGAACGAGAAACGCUGGACGAGCGCCUCGUCGAUCUUCCCGCCCUUGGCCUACGAAUCCUCUGCCGAGUCGCCUCGGCCGGAGCGGGCAUCGGAUGAGCGCGCCAACGGCGGCCACUCCUCCUCCGACUCGGGCACCGACCGGAUCCCGCUCCGGAGACUCCGGGAGACCACCAACGGCAGCGUGGCGAGCUUCGAGGAGGAUUCUCGGGCCGCUCGGCAUGGGAUGUUCUGCAGCGCCUCCUCCCAUGUCGACGACGACUAUCACGAUCUCAGUAGCGUCAGUCAUGUCGACGAGACCGACGCCGAAGACCCCUAUGAAUCGGCGGCUGACUACAGCAGGAGUCUUAGGGCAUCCCUCAACGGAGGUUAUCUCACUGCAGAUGACUAG
This is a messenger RNA of Puccinia triticina, 3591 nucleotides long. RefSeq lists its product as uncharacterized. Lineage: Eukaryota; Fungi; Basidiomycota; Pucciniomycetes; Pucciniales; Pucciniaceae. Gene Ontology annotation, cellular component: mitotic spindle pole body; SIN/MEN two-component GAP complex. Gene Ontology annotation, molecular function: GTPase activator activity. Bases 1 to 3591 code for a protein of 1196 amino acids. The transcript is spliced from 5 exons. Gene Ontology annotation, biological process: mitotic spindle orientation checkpoint signaling; regulation of Ras protein signal transduction. The record is from RefSeq and is a predicted model, not a curated record.